Messenger RNA from Staurois parvus, 108 nucleotides. NCBI's taxonomy places the organism in Eukaryota, Metazoa, Chordata, Amphibia, Anura, Ranidae. The record is from the annotation of a GenBank genome assembly.
AUGGGGGUUUGGCAAAAGCUAUUCUGGAUGCAGCAGGACGUAAACUCCAAGAUGACUGCAAUCAGAUUAUCAGGAAAGAUGGAAAAUUGUCCACUGGAGAUUCAGUAA